AUGUAUUUACCACUAUUAUUACAAAGUAAAAUAAUUAAACAUCUAUAUGAAAAUGGUGAUAUGUGGCCAAUGGAGGUAUCUUUGGUAAGCAAACAUUUCUUUAAAAUCGUAAAAGAAAUAGUAGGUUCAAGCAUUAGAUUCGAUUUUGGAUUUAGUUCAUAUAUUCAACUAUCAAACGGUAGUCUAUCGGCCAGGUAUGAAGAUACAGAUAUUUUCAAUAAUUUUUGUAAGGCCAUCGUCGAUGGUAGGAUAUACAAGAGUCAAUACUUUCUCUAUUCUCAACUAGAAGAAUUGACUGUGAACUAUGAACAAAUUUAUUGUUCAGAAGAAGAUAUCAUCAAUGACUUGGACAGACUUCUCAGUAGCGAUCAGUGGGAAGAAUGGAACAAAACCAAAGAACUACCAAUAGAAGUAAAGAUGCUUCACUAUGAAGGAUUUUCAAGUGAAAUCAGUUCGUUUUUGCAGAACGAUAAAGCUACACAGUACAUUAGUGAAUUCAGUUUGUAUGUUAACUUUGAACUAGAGGAGUUGGGUUACAUUAAACUACCACCAAAUUUGAAGAGAUUGAUUGUUAGUACUGAAGAUGAUUUGGAAUCUCUACCUUCAGAUGUCACCCAAAUCGAAUUGUUUCUUGAAAGGUUAAAAAAGUGUAAACAAUUGGAACAUUUUAGCUUUCAAUCGGAUGUUCUCGUACGAUAUCUCAGUCAAUAUAGUGCAAUGUUAUUUCAUUACAUCAAAUCUCUUGACAAUCUAAAGAGUUUGGAGGUAAAAGGAAUAAAAAAUGCAACUUUGGAAUAUGGUGAUGGAUUUCCAGAAUGGAAUGAUCAGAUCAUCAAUCAUUUGAAAGAUCACAAACAGAUCACAGAGUUUUCAUUUUGUUUGGCUUUCAAGAGUGCACUUUUAAUUCUCCAACAAAACCAGCUAUUGGAAUAUCUAUUCAGUCAAGAUUGUGUCGUUCAGAGAAUAAGAGCAUCGUCAAUGUUGUCAAAUGAAAUACCAAAGAUUCAUAGAAACAUUUCAUAUCUAUUUGUUGGAAUCGAGAUGUCUGUUGGACAUUUUACAAUUGAAGGUAAAAUAUACAGUAGAACAGAAGAACAAUCUCUUCUUGCAAAACAAGAGAUACAACAACAAGUGAAAGUGGCCAUCAAUGAAUUCAGUCAUAUCGAUCAUUUGGUGAUUUGUGAUUCAAUGCAAGAGGGUAGAGACGACUUCAAUCAGAUCAAUGCAGACAGCAAUCACACAAAAUCUAAAAACUAUUUCUAUGCACUUGACUAUUUGGAGUUUGUCGAACAACUUAGAGUUACUAGAGAAUCAGCAAAUCAGAAGUUUGAUAUCCAUCUCAGUAAUGAAAUGCAAAAGUAUUGGAUCGUUUUGGGUUGUCCAAACACUGAAUAUAAGUACCUAUAUUCAAAAGAUGAAGAGGAAGAAGAUAAUGAAAAAUCAGAGAAUGUCAAAGUAGAAGAAAAAGAAGAAAACACGAAAAUUGGAGAUAAUAAAGAUACAAUUAAUGACAAUAUAAUUUCUAAUAAAGAGGUGGAUCAAGAUCAAUCAAAAGACAUUGCUGAAAAAGACAAUAUCUGCGACAGUGAUGACAAUGAUUCUGAUAAUGAUGAAUAUGAUUCAGAUUACUCGAGAAAUGAUGAUGAAGAUUAUGAAGACUAUUUUGAUGACUCUGCAUUCGAAGACUCUGAAUAUGAAAAAGAUGAUGAAGAAUCUUUUAUUUCAGUUAAGAUAGAAUCAAAUAUAAAUAAUUAA
Heterostelium album PN500 is the source of this 1755-nucleotide messenger RNA. RefSeq lists its product as uncharacterized. The transcript has a single exon. Bases 1 to 1755 code for a protein of 584 amino acids. The record is from RefSeq and is a predicted model, not a curated record. NCBI's taxonomy places the organism in Eukaryota, Evosea, Eumycetozoa, Acytosteliales, Acytosteliaceae.